UCCGACUGGAUACCCACCUUCAUUAUACCGUGCACUCAUAUGUGGUGUGACGAGAUCCGCUUGGAACUAUGUGACAUGCUUCCAUAACUCAUGAUCUUGUGAAGGUCCAGGCUACGACAUGAAGUGAACUCGCCGUGAACCUAUCACGAUGCAGGCCAGGCGCUCGGAACAUUGAAGGUCAGCACUCCGUCAAGGUACGUUGUAUUUCUACCCCAAUACCAGGAUCGAUUCUGCACCCACCCCAGUGUCUGAAAUGUCUCGUCUGCCCGCCAACUUUCUGCGCCACACAACUAUCAUCACUAGCCAGGUUAUUAUCCUGGCAUUUGGGUACGGAUUCCUCAGUGCGGUUCUCUAUUAUGAUUACCUCGCUCCAACUGAUGAAGUCGGCAACUUAUGGAUGCAAUACCCUGGAGAGCUGACGAUGGUCGUCACAUUGAUAGCAACUGUGCUUUCAGUCACCACCACUACUCUCUUUACGAUUUCAAUCAGGGAGGCACUAAGACAUCGGAUGUCGCGGCCCAUCUCUCUCGUUGAUCUAAGCGCUGGCGUCGCUUUGGCCAAGGGCUCUGCCAUUUUGAGACCCGAGUACUUGCGACUGACCACCCUGACGCUGUUCGUCUAUGGCGUGCUGAGACUCUUGACGGCUGGGUGGACCACCCUCUUGACACCGACCUACUUCCUAUGGCCAAAACAGAUGAAUGGAUCCGAACUUGAUAUAACUGGACGCGCAUUUUCCGACUUGCUCUACGAGGAAUUUCAAAAGCAGGGCCUCACUGCCAUCGAGGACAACGAGUUCGAGGUUCUCGACAUCGGUGGAAUGCUAAGUGGAUUUUGUGCUACAGGGAAUAGCUAUGGUCUUCUUGAGACAUUCAAUUUUAAUGGCGCAAAAUACAAUGUAUCCACUGAGGGGAUUGUGCCUAUCAUCGAGGAUUAUUCCGGCUCAAAUGGAGUUCCGUAUCCAAACGGUACUCGUCUCGGGUUUUCUGGUGGAAAUGUUACGUUCAACACACAAACCAUACCGGGAAAAUACACCAAUCUCUCUCCUCCUCAAGGCUUCAGCAGGAACUACUCAAUGUGGCAGCAGGGGCUAACAGCAAACAUCAGCUGCCGGGCCAUUGAUUUGAGUCAAACGCAGUAUGUUUUGGAGACGAACAACUCCAGCCUUAUCUACGCAAACUGGACUGCUUCGGACAACUCCAUUGCGGGCCUACGCUUAUGGGAUAUCGCUGCAAACUGUGGUACAAAUACGCCGAUCAGGCAGCAAUAUGUGACAAUGGUGGAUGCCAGUGGAAAUGCGAGCCUGUCAGGGAGCGGCUUUCUUCCAUCUGUCGUGUGCCUAGAACCUAGUAUGAACACAAGCUUCACGAUUUUGUCACAAGGAUUUGAUAAGUAUAAUUUCCUUCAAGCAAGCAUGUGUGAAGUGGUCCCAUUCUUGACAACAGUCCGUGUCAAUUAUUCCAACGACCUAAUUUCUUCCGCUCCCAUAUCACAAACCCCCUUUCAGUCAGAGAAUGCCAAUCUACUGUCAUUCAUCGCUGGAGUUGUCAAGUUUCAGGCGAUCAACUCGCAGGGGACUUCUGAGCAGUGCAAUCGGAGAUACCUUGUACUCUGUCUAUGCCUCGACAGCAAACACGACUAUGGACUCGGACUGAUCUCGAACAUCGGGUUUACCAAGAGCUUGAGCAGUACUGGAUUGGUGUUGUUGAGUUCUCUGCCACAUAUCUCCGCUCGGGGUUUAUGGUCGUGGGUAGCUUCCCCGAUAAUAUUAUACCAAACAACCUCUCUUCCCCGGUCAAUGGGACUAUGUACAUAUCGACGAUAGGUUGGACUACGCGGUCGCCGACAUGUUUUCUCGCUAUCCUUCCUAUCACCAUCAUCACCAUUCUCACCUUCGCCUGCGCUUUGUACAGCAUCGUGCAGACUUGGAAAGAUGAACGUAAUUAUUGGGCUACCUUCGAUGUGUCACAUACUCUUCAUCUCAUCAUGGCAUCCGCUGCUGGGCAUCUCCUAC
Suillus paluster is the source of this 2011-nucleotide messenger RNA. RefSeq lists its product as uncharacterized. The record is from RefSeq and is a predicted model, not a curated record. The transcript has 9 exons. NCBI's taxonomy places the organism in Eukaryota, Fungi, Basidiomycota, Agaricomycetes, Boletales, Suillaceae. Bases 254 to 1822 code for a protein of 522 amino acids.